Messenger RNA from Hypomesus transpacificus, 5145 nucleotides. RefSeq names its product retinitis pigmentosa GTPase regulator a (gene rpgra). Gene Ontology annotation, molecular function: ubiquitin protein ligase activity. Gene Ontology annotation, biological process: ubiquitin-dependent protein catabolic process; protein ubiquitination. Bases 49 to 5145 code for a protein of 1698 amino acids. The transcript has 16 exons. The record is from RefSeq and is a predicted model, not a curated record. Lineage: Eukaryota; Metazoa; Chordata; Actinopteri; Osmeriformes; Osmeridae.
UGGUUCGUGAAAUAAGUCACCGGUGAGCCGGUUAAGUGGGCCGGGGAGAUGACAGGACAGACGGACACUGAUAUUCCAGAGACAGGGGCUGUCUUCAUAUUUGGAAAGAGCAAGUUUGCUGAUAAUGCACCCUGUAAAUUCUGGUUGAAGGAUGACCAUCCUCAGCAAAUAUCUUGCGGGGGAGAACACACUGCUGUCAUCACUGGCAAUGGCAGGCUCUUCAUGUUCGGUUGUAACGCCUGGGGUCAACUGGGCCUGGGGUCUAAGCCCAACAUUAGUAAACCCACCUGUGUCAAAGCUUUGAGGUCUGAAAAGGUGAAGUUGGCAGCGUGUGGGAAAGAUCACACAGUCGUGUGCACAUGGCGAGGGGGUGUAUAUAGUACUGGGACCAACCAGGAAGGACAGUUGGGUCUGGGCCACUGUGAAGACAUCUCCUCCUUCCACCUGUUGCAGCCCUUCUGUGACCACAAACCAAUCAGGGUGCUCUCAGCAGGAUGCAGUACCUCUGCUGCCCUGACAGAGGAUGGGAGGUUGUUUGUGUGGGGGGACAACUCCGUGGGACAGAUUGGUUUGGGUGAAGAGAACCACGUCUCAGAACCCAGAGAGCUGGAACUGGACCAGCCAGUGGCCUGGGUAUCCUGUGGCUCGCACCACUUAGCUAUUGUUACAGUGAAUGGAGACCUCUACACGUGUGGGGAGAUUGGAUACGGAAGGCUUGGCCUUGACCCUGAUCAGCUGACCAAUCACAGGGUCCCUCAGCGGGUGAAGGGCAUUGUGGGCCGGGUGACCCAGGUGUCUUGUGGAGGAGAACACACCAUGGUGCUCACAGAAGGGCACGUGUACACGUUUGGCCGGGGUCAGUAUGGCCAGCUGGGGCAGGGCACCUUCCAGUUUGAGGCCCUUAUUCCCCAGACCCUGGAUCACUUCAGGAACACCUCAGUCAGCCGUGUGGCCUGUGGAGAACACCACACUGCCAUCAUCACAGAGAAAGGCCUUAUGUACACUUUUGGCAACGGUCGCCAUGGGAAACUAGGCCUGGGGGUGGAGAACUUCACCAACCAGUUCCAACCAACGCUGUGUCCCCGCUUCCUCAAGUACUUCGUCCAAUCAGUAGCCUGCGGCAGCUGUCACAUGCUGGUGCUAGCCACGCCCAGAACGCCAGAAAACCAGGAAGUAGUGUUGGUGGAGGAUAGUGAUGAUGUUAUAGAGGACCUUUUGGAGAACCUGGUGGAGGUGAGCUACAACCAUCUGCUGCUGACGGAGGUCUCCUUCAGCCCCGCCCCUCCCACGGUCCCCGCAUGCUCAAACCCCUCGGCCAGGGCACGGCGCAGGAAUAGGGAGGGCUCUGCAGACCAGUUCGGUCACAUGUUCCAGAACCUUCCACCUCUGACGUCUGCCUUCCUCAAUACCACUCUGUCCAGAAACAUCCUCCCCCAGAAGAUAAACCAAAAAGACCCUUCUACCCCGCCCUCCAAAACCCACUCUAAGCCCUCAAGUCCAACACCCUCCCCCUCCCCCAAAUCUCCUCACAGUGCAGCACCGUCCACACAGUUCCCCUGGCCAGACCCAGCCAGACCCUCACCCUCACCCAGGUCCAUCCCAAAGAGGAAGCCCAUCUCUGCAUCGAAAGAGCCCGCUAGCCCCUCAUCACCUCUCAAGAACACACCGGAUCAUUUACUGUCCCCCUCCCCCAGAACUCCCUCUUAUAAACGAACGAAUGAAAAGAAACCGACUAAGACUGCUUCUCAAGGCAUCUCUGGCUCCAGAGCAGAGCAGCAGGGUCCUACUCUGAAGGGGAAGUCCAUCACUGCUAGGCAGUCCCUUAAGAGGACCGUACUCAUCAAGGCCUCGGAGGACAACAGCACUGACGACAGUGAUAGAUUACUCAACCUGGUAUCGGAGACGAGCCGGGUUUCAGGUGAUGAGUCUGGCAGCGUGCCUGAGGGACAGAUGGAGAAGAGGAAGAGAGGAAGGGUCUUGAGGAGAGCUGUGAAAGAGACAGAGAUGGUUUCUGAGCAUGCUCAGUCCAGUGGGUGGGCAGGGCUGCCUACGAGGAAGGCCCUGCCCACGGAGCUCCUGAUUGGCUCCAGUCUGCAGUCCAUAGAAGCUGAAGGCCCGCCCCCGCAGAGCAAACGUGUCAAAAGCCCCCACAGCGCAUCCGAUGUUGAGCAGACUGUCACCACAACAACGAAGCGCGCGAAGAUCAAAGUUAAAGCUAACAUCAGUAAUCAGGAUAGCAAUCUUGGAGGCGGUGAAGGUGAGCUGUGGCCAGGGACGCCCUCAAAAACCCAGCCAAAGGUUUCAGAAUCAAAACGCAUGAAGCUGCCUGUGUCCACGCCUAACACUCCAACACGUGGUCAACUAAAAGUACCUGAACCAAAAUCCAAUAUCCCUAAACCGAGCUUAACGGCUAAGGUGAAGACAGGCACAGACGUGAAGUCUAUGUCCACACGAGGCCAGCCAAACAAGGAGCAGGAGAAAGUGAGAUCUGACCCCAAAACAGAAAAGAGCAGCCCUCAAAAAGGUCAACCUCUAAAAUCGCCAGUGAAGGUGAGAGGUCAGACUGCAGAGGGUUUCUUAUCCACACCUGUGAAGGUCAAAGGCAAGGUCAAAGGUGAUGAGCCGGUCAAUGUCACUUCCAAAGAUGCCAAGUCCAAAGUCCAGGGUAAAAUCACUGAGGUCAAAUCCAGCCUAGUCAAGGGUCAAAGUAAGCAACAAGAAGUCCUCAAAGGUCAAAAUAAACUGUCAGAAGUCAAAUUCGUAACGGGUAAAACUAACCCAAAAACAAAAAGUCCAUUAACACUCUCAUCCACCCCCGUCAAGGUUAAAGGUCAAACUCAAGAGGUUAAAUCCACUCCUGUCAAAGAUCAGGCUAAGCUGUCUAAGAAAACUUCUAUUCCUGUGAAGUUAAAAAGCAAAACUGCAGAAAAGGAAAACCCCAAGGGCAGCGGUGACAAGCAGAAGUCUGUUAGAACUCUGAUGAAAAGAAAAAAACUGGAGGAGAAGAAAAAUAUAGAGGACAAGAAUAGCCAGUCAGAAGCUUCCGGAACAACAACAGGGGAAGAUGAGAAGCAAAUGCCAGAGAAAGCAAAGGGCAAACCAACACAAAAACUCGGCACCCCCCUCAAGGACAAUACUCUGCCGUUGGAAGCCAAACAAUUACCCUUUAAGGAGACUGAACCCGAGCUGACCGAUUCAAAGGGAGCUCCUGUGAAAAGCAAACCCAUCGCAGUGGUCUCCAGCCAGCCCUCGCAGUUCAGGAACCAGCCCAUACAGGUGGUGAGUAGUAACCCUGAACCAGCCUCCACAGAGGCUCCUGCUACCUCACAGGGGACCAGGAGAACGGGUGUGAUCUCCGUCGGCAGGACCAAACCCCUGGAAGCCUCCCUUCCACCACAGGCAUCCUCUCCAACCAGCUUCCAAUUCACCUCCCAGGAGCUAGGGACCGGAACCAAGGCUGGGUCGCCAUCCCCAGAAACAGCAGCAGCUUCAAACAUGGCCACUGCCCAAGAGAGUGAGCCCAGCGGGGCUGGGGUUUUCAGUGCCGCAGCCUCCCUACUUCCUGCCAUGGGGGUGGCCGGGGCAGCCAUGGGGGUGGCAGGGGCAGCCAUGGGGGUCCUCGGUGAGGUAGCGACGAGCGUGAGGGACUUUCAGUCAGGCAGUGACACGGCCACCUCUACGCCGCCAAGGAGAUUAAGCAGGACGGAGAGGAUCACUAAGCAGAGCGCCAUCACACAGGCUUCCUCCUCUUCCUCUUCCUCAGAUCAGAGGGCCGCCAGUGGCACCUCUCAGGACCAAUCAGGACCCGCAGGUGGGAUGUCAGAAGGAGAGGAGGACCAAUCACAGAAAAGAGAGGACAUGGAGAGUGGCAGCGAGCAGGGAGAGGAGGACGACAGGAGCAGGAAGAGUGGUAAUAAGGAGCAGGGGGAGGAAGAGGCCAACCAGAGGGAGGGAGGAGGAUCAGAGAAUGACAGCCAGGAUGAGAGUGACAGUGGGGGGGGAGGGGAGCAGGUAGAGAGUGAGGACGAGGAAAGCGAAAAGAUGAGUGAUGGUGGAGAGGCUGAGGAAGAGAGUGAAUCGAAGAAAAGUGAGGAGGAAAAUGAAGAAAAGGAUAGUGAUAGUCAGACAAGCAGCGAGGAGGGUGGAGAGGAGGAGAGUGAGGACAGUGAUGUGGGAGAAGGGGAGGAGGAAGGAGAGAAGAAUGAGGAGGAGAGUGAGAGAGGGGAGGAGGAAGAGAAGAGUGAUGAAAGUGGCGGGGAGGAGAAAAGUGAGAGUGAGGGAGAGACUGAAGGACUCAAAGAGGAGGAGGAGGGUGAAGUAAAUGAAGAUAAAGAAGAGAAGGAGGAAAGCGACGAAGAAUCAGGGAGUGAAGUGGAGGGUAAGAACGAGGGAUCGGAGCAGGAGGAAAAUGAACAAGCAGAAGGAGAGAGUGAAGAGGAUAAUGCUACAGAGUCUGGGCUGGAGGAAGGAGAGGGGGAGGGGGAAGGAGAGAGUGAGGCUGAGGAGGAAGGAGGGGAGAGCGAAGCCAGUGAAAAUGAGGAGCAGGAGGGAGACGAGGAGGAUUCUAGUGAGAAAGAGGAGGAGGGGAAGGAGGCACAGGAGGAGGAGGCAGAGGAGGAGGAGGAGGCACAGGAGGAGGAGGAGGCAGAGGAGGAGGAGGAGGCAGAGGAGGAGGAAGAGGCAGAGGAGGAGGAGGCAGAGAAGGAGGGGAAGGAGGCACAGGAGGAGGAGGCAGAGGAGGAGGCACAGGAGGAGGAGGAGGCAGAGGAGGAGGAGGCAGAGGAGGAGGAGGAGGAGGAAACUGAACAGGAUGAGGGGGCAGCUGAGGAAGAGGAAGAUGAAAAUAAUGAAGAAGAAGCUGAAGAGAAGGAGGAGGAGAAAGGUGGGGAAGAGGGGGAGAGUGAACAGGAUCAAGGGAAUGAGGAGGAGCAAGGAGAGGAGGAGGAGGAAGAGGAGGAGGAGGCAGAGAAGACAGACAAUAAGGGACCUGCUCCAUCCGGCAGGAGAGGGGAGCAGCAGACAGAGAGGCACCAGCCGGCUGCCCGGACCAAGCAGAGGGCUGCUGGGAAGAAUCAGGCCAACGGCUCCCCUGACUCCCAGCAGUUCUGGAACAAUGUCUUGCCUCAAUACCUGGACCUGAAGUAG